ACUUGGUCCACAUUGUUUAAAAUUGCACUUCUACAGCUGAUAUUAGGUGACAACUAGGCUGUACAAGACUUUCUUCAUCAUAUUACAAUUUUUUUUGGUUGAAGUAGGCAAAACAUUUUUUGAAAUGCUGAUAAGAAAACUCCGCCAUUGUAAAGUGAAUUGUGUAAGAAUUUUCCUUUGCAUAGCUCUUACAGCUGUGACUCUUAUGCUGGUUAAGAACCACAACAAAACUCUGUUUUUUAGCAAGAGAAACUUGGAAUUGGAGGAAAACCAAGACCACGUGAACUGCACCAAAAUCAUUAAUGGGGACAUUGAGGAAAUUCAGAAUGCCAAAUUGGAGCUGAUCAGAGUGGACCAUAAGAAAAGGCACAUCUGGCUGACCGAAAAAGACUUCAUCAACAUGACAAGAGACUGCUACUCCUUUACUAGAGAUCGUAAAUAUAUCCUCUAUCCCCUUAGUCAGGAGGAGAGUGAAUUUCCUAUAGCCUAUUCAAUAGUGGUUCACCAUAAAAUUGACAUGCUGGAAAGACUUUUACGCAGCAUUUAUAUGCCUCAGAACUACUACUGCAUCCACUUUGAUAAAAAAUCUUCAGAAUCCUUUAUGGCCGCAGUGAAAGCAAUUGCCUCUUGUUUUGAAAAUGUUUUCAUUGCGUCCCAACUAGAGAAUGUGGUAUAUGCAUCAUGGACUCGAGUUCAGGCUGACCUAAACUGCAUGAAAGACUUGUAUGAUGGCAAUACACGGUGGAAGUACUUAAUAAAUCUUUGUGGUAUGGACUUCCCAAUGAAGACCAACAGGGAAAUAGUGCAAGUGCUGAAAGCAUUAAAGGGAGAGAACAGUCUUGAAAGUGAAAAGAUGCCUGGGAACAAAGAAUUCAGGUGGAAAAAACACUUUGAAAUAGCAAACGGUGGUAUUCAAAAAACAAAUAUUGAUAAAGAACCUCCACCUUUUCAAAUUCAAGUAUUUUCUGGCAGUGCCUACUUCAUUGUCAGUAGGGCAUUUGUUGGGCACGUUUUGGAAAAUGACAAUGCAAGAACAUUGCUUGAAUGGUCUAAGGAUACCUAUAGCCCAGAUGAAUUUUUGUGGGCUACCCUAAAUAGAAUUUCAGACGUGCCUGGCUCGGUUCCCGCAAAUAGUAAAUAUGAUGUAUCCGAUAUGAAUUCCAUAGCCAGAUUUGUGAAAUGGCAAUAUUGGGAAGGAGAUGUCGCCAAGGGUGCCCCAUAUCCUCCAUGCAGUGGGACCCAUAUCCGCUCAAUUUGUGUCUUCGGUGCUGGGGACUUGCAGUUCAUGUUGAAGCAGCACCACUUGUUUGCAAACAAAUUUGAUGUUGAUGUGGACCCCUCUGCUAUUCAAUGCCUGGAACAACAUUUAAGACACAAAGCUUUGUAUCCAAAUAGCUACACUUGAACAGUAUACAUAGUGCUGUAAUCCAGGAUUGUGUUGUGUUUUUUUUUGUUUUUUUCUCCAUUUGAUGUGACAAAUCGUCCUUGCACAUUGCAAGUAGUACUAGAUUAUAAUA
Molecule: messenger RNA, 1517 nt
Organism: Nanorana parkeri
Lineage: Eukaryota; Metazoa; Chordata; Amphibia; Anura; Dicroglossidae
Gene: GCNT1
Product: glucosaminyl (N-acetyl) transferase 1, core 2
Exons: 1
Coding region: 125-1405 (426 amino acids)
Cellular component (GO): membrane
Molecular function (GO): beta-1,3-galactosyl-O-glycosyl-glycoprotein beta-1,6-N-acetylglucosaminyltransferase activity
Source: RefSeq, a predicted model, not a curated record